UACGAAAUAAGAGAGCAAGAUAGGUGGCUACCUAUAGCAAAUGUCGAUAGAGUAAUGAGACACUCUUUGCCAAAAAAUGUCAAAAUAUCAAAAGAAGCCAAGGAAUGCAUGCAGGAGUGCGUUUCUGAAUUCAUAUCUUUCAUAACAUCUCAAGCCGCAGAAAAAUGCCUGAUUGAAAAGAGGAAAACUCUCAAUGGCGAAGAUAUACUCUAUUCUCUGUAUUCUUUAGGAUUCGAAAACUAUGCUGAAGUUUUGAGAAUUUAUCUCGCAAAAUACAGA
Pichia membranifaciens NRRL Y-2026 is the source of this 279-nucleotide messenger RNA. RefSeq lists its product as hypothetical. Gene Ontology annotation, biological process: regulation of transcription by RNA polymerase II. The annotation marks the transcript as partial. NCBI's taxonomy places the organism in Eukaryota, Fungi, Ascomycota, Pichiomycetes, Pichiales, Pichiaceae. The record is from RefSeq and is a predicted model, not a curated record. Gene Ontology annotation, molecular function: protein heterodimerization activity; RNA polymerase II cis-regulatory region sequence-specific DNA binding; DNA-binding transcription activator activity, RNA polymerase II-specific. Gene Ontology annotation, cellular component: CCAAT-binding factor complex. The transcript has a single exon.